This is a messenger RNA of Stegodyphus dumicola, 2087 nucleotides long. RefSeq names its product outer dynein arm-docking complex subunit 4-like. Gene Ontology annotation, molecular function: protein binding. NCBI's taxonomy places the organism in Eukaryota, Metazoa, Arthropoda, Arachnida, Araneae, Eresidae. Gene Ontology annotation, cellular component: cytoplasm. The record is from RefSeq and is a predicted model, not a curated record.
AAAUAAAUCUGUAAUAGCAUUUUCGAAUAUCUUCUACGGAUAAUAUUUUUCAGCAGAUGAAGAUAAGUCUGAACGUUAAGCCAUCUGUUCGACAACAUAUGAAAAAAUAAUUAACGGAUCUGCAGCAAUUUAGGAUAAACAAAAGCAUACGAUACGGAAGUACAGCAAGCAAAAUGGAGCUGAUACAGGAUGAUGAAGAGAAUAACUCCCGAAAACCGAAAAUUCCAGUGUCUUUAUACAUCUCUGAAGGAAGAAAGCACAUUCGUCUCUGCCAAUACGAAAAUGCCAUUCUAAGUUUCGAUAACGUUCUGAAUAGAGAUCCUCAUAAUAUUAAAUCUCUGUUAGGCCGUUGUAAAUGUUUUAUCAGACUUGGAAAAUUUCAGGAAGCUCAGAUGGAUGUCGAGCAAGUUCUGAAAAUUAAUCCUAAAUGUUCUGAAGCCAUUUCUAUGAAAAGUGAAAUCGAAUUCGCGAAGGGAGAUUUCGAAACAAGUUUUCGAACAUGCAGGAGAGGGCAAACAGUAAGGCCUGCAUGCUCACUUUUUAAAUUACGCUCUCAGUUUUGCGAAAAGACUCUUGAUAACAGUCUACGUGGAGACAAACCGCUUACAUUAGAGAAACUGGACAUCAAUGAAAUCAUGAAAAUCCUAGUCUCAGAAGAUUUGCCAGCAAACAAGAGAGGAGAUACUCACUCUAUUAAAAAGCGGAUGUCUUCGAUUGACGCUGAACUUGUACAAAUGUUUCUAAGUGACAAAGACUUCAUUUCUGUCCACCCUCUCUGUAAGGAUUUGUUAGAGUUUUUAAUUCAAAGAAACUGCUUUUGGAGAGCCUUCAUGCCGAACGUGAGUAAAAAGUGGCCAUCUACCACGAAGAAAGAAGACUUAAGAAUGGACGAUCCUGAACAUUUCUGUGAACUGAAAGGCAGACGAUGCAACCAGUGUGAAGAUGCCCUCAAAGAAGACAUUGAAAAUCUGUUAGAAAUGAACUUAGAAGACGAAAUACCAUUUGACAAAGAUGACGAAGAUCACCAUGGACUGAGAAAAAAAGCUAAAGGUGAAAUCCUCAGCAUUAUUGGUCUCGCAUGCAUGCUGGAAAAAGGUACAUUUUCUGCUUUAGGAUUCCAAAAGCGUGCGUUUAAACUAGGAAAUAAAUAUAACAUGCCGUGGUUAAAAAAGAAUGCUUUACGCUAUAUAGCGGAAAAUUACAUAGCAAUUGAAGAAUACGAGAACGCUUGUCUUUGUUUACGUCGAUGCAUUGAUCUGACCGAAUCAGAUAUAGAAACAUCCAUUAUUUUGUACAAAAUUGCCGAAUGUAAGUCUCAAGUGAAUAAAUUAGUUAGCGCAGGAAAAGUUGCUCAAAAGGCUUUAGAUCUUGCUACCUCUAACUAUGAGAACAGAUUACGUGUCGACAUCACAAUGCUAUUGGCCGAAAUAUCGAUUAGAAAUGGAAAUUUAUCAACUGCUGACUAUCUUUACGAAAAGGCUUUAUCUAUAGCCUCUCAAACUAACGAUGAUAGACAAGAAGCUGUCAAAGAUCUGAUAAAACUGAUAAAGGAGAGAACAGACAAUGAUAGAUGUAGAGAAAAUUUUCUUCGGUUGCCAGAAAUAGUGAGAUUAAAUGAACAUUUUAAGUGCAAAAACAAUCUAAAACAUCUAAGUGGUAAAUAACUGCUGAAUAAAAAUGAAAAUAAUAUCGUUAAUGAAUUUAAGGGGAAGAGAAUUGGAAGAUAACUAAAACUUUCAGAAUAACUUGAAAAACGUUCUAAGUUAAUUUAAACUCAAAAGCGAAUAUUCAUUUUAAAUAACAAACUAAUUAAAGUCAAAUAAGAACAAUUCUUUUAGAAACUUCUGCAAAAGUUUACAUUCGUAACAAAUCUUGAAAUGUCUUUAGAUAUCCUUUUAGCUAAAUGUUAAAAUAUUCAGCUAAAGCUUUUAGCUAUUUAGCUAAAUGUUUAACUAUUCUGUUUUCUUUUCAAGUAUAACGUACGUCUAUGAAUAUUUAAAUAAGUUUUAAAUAAUUCCUUUAAUCAUAUAAAUAUAUGAUUAAAGUCAAGCAAAUAAAUAAUUGUUCUGAAUUUCAAAAUAUGCAUA